This is a messenger RNA of Onychostoma macrolepis, 5331 nucleotides long. RefSeq names its product abhydrolase domain containing 2, acylglycerol lipase a (gene abhd2a). Lineage: Eukaryota; Metazoa; Chordata; Actinopteri; Cypriniformes; Cyprinidae. The record is from RefSeq and is a predicted model, not a curated record. Gene Ontology annotation, biological process: medium-chain fatty acid biosynthetic process; sperm capacitation; steroid hormone receptor signaling pathway. Gene Ontology annotation, cellular component: sperm plasma membrane; sperm flagellum. The coding region runs from base 275 to 1576 and encodes 433 amino acids. The transcript is spliced from 11 exons. Gene Ontology annotation, molecular function: monoacylglycerol lipase activity; acetylesterase activity.
CAGGAAGUGCGGUUGCGCCUGUCUGUCCAUAGAUGAGACGAGGAGGGAAGAAAAUGCUAGAAAGGGCCACGGAUAAUGCAACGCUAAAUAAACACAGUGUGUCUUAAGGACAGAGCACAGAUCUACAUUUGACCAAUACAGGGAAACGGAGCUGUUUGUGACCGACUGUGAACGAGAGAAAACUGACCAGAUCACUGUGACCAACAGUCCACACCCAUAACAUCUCCUUCAUCAGAGAAUACAAGCUCACAUUCCAAGACUUACAAACGCAAAUAUGAACACUCACGAGUCUGAGGUGUACACGGUGGCGCCGGAGAUGCCGGCGAUGUUUGACGGCAUGAAGUUGGCGGCGGUGGCCACCGUUCUCUACAUCAUCGUCCGGUGUCUAAACUUGAAAAGUCCCACAGCUCCACCGGACCUCACUUACCAGGAUACAGCACUCAACCGCUUUCUGCUCAAGUCCUGUCCUAUUCUGACCAAAGAGUACAUUCCUCCUCUACUAUGGGGUAAAAGCGGUCAUCUGCAGACGGCCCUCUAUGGAAAGUUGGGUCGGGUCAGUUCACCACACCCGUUCGGCCUGCGCAAAUAUCUGCCCAUGCAGGACGGGGCCACAGCAACUUUUGACCUCUUUGAACCCCUGGCGGAUCAUCAGUCCGGAGAGGACGUCACCAUGGUCAUCUGUCCUGGCAUUGGGAACCACAGUGAAAAGCACUAUAUCCGCACAUUUGUGGACUAUUCGCAGAAACAGGGCUACCGCUGUGCUGUGCUCAAUCACCUCGGGGCCUUGCCGAACAUUGAGCUUACCUCCCCUCGCAUGUUCACCUAUGGUUGUACAUGGGAGUUUGCAGCAAUGGUGGGCUUCAUCAAAAAGACGCACCCCCAGACCAAACUUAUUGUUGUGGGCUUCAGUCUCGGGGGAAAUAUCGUUUGCAAGUUCCUCGGAGAGAACCGAACCAACCAGGAGCGGGUUCUGUGCUGUGUGAGCGUGUGCCAGGGCUACAGUGCACUAAGGGCUCAGGAGACAUUUCUGCAGUGGGACCAGUGCCGUCGUUUCUAUAACUUCCUGAUGGCUGACAACAUGAAGAAGAUCAUUUUGUCUCACAGGGGCGUGUUAUUUGGAGUGGGCUCCACUAAAAUGGUGGACGCGGAUCUGAGCCGGCUCUACACUGCCACAUCUCUCAUGCAGAUCGAUGACAACAUCAUGAGAAAAUUCCAUGGGCACAACUCUCUGAAGGAGUACUACGAGAAGGAGAGCUGUGUUCAUUACAUUCAUAAUAUUUAUGUGCCUCUGCUGCUGGUGAACUCUGGUGACGAUCCGCUCGUGCACAACUCACUGCUCACCAUUCCUCGAACACUCGCAGAAAAGAAAGAAAACGUGAUCUUCGCUCUGACGCUGCACGGUGGACACCUGGGUUUCUUUGAGGGCGCUGUGCUGUUCCCUCAGCCCCUCACCUGGAUGGACAAGGUCAUUGUGGGCUACGCCAAUACCAUCUGCCAGUGGGAGAAACAAAAACCACCGUGCCAAAGUCGAGGCGCCCAUUCCAACGAAACCAAAUGCCAAGACAGUAAAUCCUAACCGAGCCCGUCUCCGUUUCACCUCCACGUGACAUUUUCACCGUACACACGAGGGGUCGGACCACCAUCUUCAAGCGUUCACUGUCAGUGGGAAUAUUUGUUUCUCUUUUUAUCACGGUUUAUCAACAUGAAUCGUAAUGACUUUCCACAGGAGAAAACAAUGCUACUCGAUGACCAAAAAAACAAUCAAAUAACCUGUGUAGCGAGGGCAACGUUUUAGAUUUACUGUAGUUUGUAGUUAUUUAGAUACAAUCAGUAUCUCUUGCUCUCUAAUUAGGACACUGAAAACUGAAAGUUUUGUCACUGCUAAACAGGAUCUAGCAGAGCUGGGUGAAUCUCACAAAAAUGAUAAUAUUUUGCAUAAAUUAAAUGAAGCAUACUUUUGAGACAAUUAAAAUAUUCAGCGUUUUAACUCAAAUGUAAGCACAUUUCUCAAUAGGUAAUUAUUUGGUAAAUUUUAGUUCGGUUAUUUUCCUUAAUUUCAGUGGUGAGCUUCAUGCUCUUACUGUGUUGCACUAACUGUAAUACAAUAAAUCAACAGUAAUGAAAGGCAGUGCAACAAAUAAACAUUAUUAUUUUAGGAUAAUGAGAACAAAUGUGCAGUGGUCCUCAAAAUAAGCUUAAUUUUUAAGCUAAAAAAAAAUUCCCUUCUUUCAUUGGUUUUUGGAUUGAAAUAUGAUCUAGACAUGUUCUUGUGAGAUUCACCCAGCUGGCUUAUUAAAACGACACACGAACCUUACUGUACAUAACACAUGAGUUUAUGGGAAGUGAGUGUUAUGCAGGCACUAUGUGCUUAUUGAUACGACCGGCGCGCUGUUUGAGUGAAUACUGUCAUUUGAUAUUUGAGUUUUUGGUCUGGUAACCGUUUAAGCACAGGCUAGCAUUCAUGUCACUCGUAUUUUAAAACUAACUAGACCUUCUCAAGUAUACUGUAGUGUGACACUUCAUUAUUCAUGAAGCCUUGUUGAUUGAAUGCAAGUCACAUUCCUAGUCGAUGCAUUUUUGUUUAGCACUUUUAUAUGACGUUUGCCAUACGAUCUGUUAUGUCGUCAUUUAGCGAUUACAGAGACUAGCCGACAACGUUAAAUCUAGAAAUGAGAAAGGACAAAAAGAGGGAGAGAGGAAGCCUUGAAUGAACUCCAUGAUCCCUCGUGAUUACCAAAACGCCUCAUUUGCGGGCCGUCCCACAAGCACUACGACCCAGUUUUAGAUGGCAAAUCCCAUUCCGCUGAAGAACAGCACACGCUGUUGCUGCAGUAUUGACUGGUGUUUGUGGAGAACCAUUGAAGUUGGUAGAUCUAGAUUGUGUAACAUGUUUAUUUGGGACCCAGUGGGAGACAACAGUGCACUUCAUGGUGCACGUCGGUGAAAACUGGUUACUUAAAGGGAUAUGUGCUGUAGUACUGUUUUAGGUUUUUUUUUUUUUCUUUAUCUUGUUCAUUUUUAUUUCGCUGUUUUGUGCAAUUACUUGAUGCGUUUAUGUGUUUCUUUAUUGUUGAAAUCAAGACUUGUCUGAAAUGGAACUGAUCUUCUUGUUGCCCAUUUAAAGAAUCUAAUGCAGAGGGGAAAAUAUAUAAGUGUAAAUUUAAAGUGUUGUUUCCAAAGGCUCAUGCGGACUUUAACAAAGCAGUUUAGUGCAGUUAGACUUGCUUUGUUUCAGGGAAGCCAUCAUACAUUAAAAAAAAAAAAUCUCACAAAAUGGCCUGGUAAUAUUUCACCACACAAUUAAAAAAAAAAAAUUAAAAUUGCAUUUUGUUUUAAGAAAAUACUUCAUAUUUGUAGGACUUGGAAGCAGUUGUCGUCAUUUUCAUGACAAUUAGGCAUAUUUUUCUUCCCACUUUACUUUGUAUUCCUCAAUAUGUCUCCAAUAAGUUCUCAUUUUUGUAACUAAUUUUCUUACAGUAAAAACUAUAUAUCUUCAUUUUUGUAACUAAUUUUCUUACAGUAAAACUAUAUAUAUGAGAAUGAGAAAUUGUUGGGAGAUAUAUUGAGAAAUACAAGGUAAAGUAUAUAUGAAGAAGUGUUCAUUUGCAAAAACGGAUAACUCCAUUUUUAACAAUUCUCAAAAAUCAUGUUUUUUCAUUGUGCAUUCCAAUUAAUCUGUCAAACUGCAGUUGUGUGUUUUUUUUUUUUGUUUUUUUUUACUAGGUUACAAAAUAACUAAAAAACAGCUAACUAACAAUAAAACACAUUACAAACAUGAUUACAUAUAAUAAAAAACAUGAUUUUUUUUAAAACACUAUAUAAUGUUUUUGGGACAUUUAUGGGAUGAAAUAUUACUCUGCCGUUUCUGGACAUGUUUUGUGAGAUUCUAUAAUCUUUAUUAGUUUAUUAUCAUGCUGCAGCUGUGGAAGAAAAUGUAUUAUUUGUGUUUCCAAGGGAAAAAAACUGAAAAAGCCACUCGAUAAUCAAAAAAACAAUCAAAUAACCUAUGUAACAUUUAUUAUACAUGACAGUUGAGUAAAGUUUGUCACUGAUUGCUGAAAACUGUCAUGUGUUGUGAACUAUGUGCAUUUAUAACAUACAUAAUUGCCUUCAUUAUUAGUGUUUAGCCAUCAAUAUUGAUGCAUCUUCUUAAAGAAGAAAGUGUCCCUUUCAUUGUUACAUGUGUCAAAAGGCUUUUUAGCAGUUAGCAGUUGAAAGACGCCCCCUGUGGGUUAUGAGGUGGAACGGUUUAUAAAAUCCCAUCCAGAUAUGUAGUAUUUGUUGGUUGCGAGAAGGAGUUUACCUCCCCUCUGUUAGGUUUUGUUCUGUUUUGUUAGUCUCUGUAUUCAAUGAAGCUGUUCUUGUCUUAUGAAUCUUUGGAAAACAGCAAAAUGGUGUUGUAAACGGGAGUCUAAACGCUCCUGGUUGAGUGUCAGUGUUCAGCUGUUUUAUUUGGCCUUUUGCACCAGCACAAAUUCAGUCUUUGCUGUAAGUCGAUCCAGUUUGCCUUUUAGAAUGUCUCCCACUUACUUUUUGCACAGAAAACUUGGGCUUAUGUUGUACAUCCUCUACAAACAUUAACCAAAAUUUUGUUUGUUGUUUGUUUUUGUAUUUUACAUUUAAUUUCAAUGUUGUUUUUGUUCUCUUAUGUACAAAAGUAUGAUUGUAAAUGAGUGUAUGUGAAUGUUUGCAUCAUAUCACCACAUCUGCUCGUGAAAACUACCAACAAAUUCAAUUUGGCAGGUAAAAAGAUAAAAGCGUUUAGUUGUUAUAUAAUGAUGGUUUAUGGAAACCAGGGAACUUUAAUUUGUUUGACGAUCAGCAAUAACACAUUGAAUUUUUUUCUCUUUUUCUCCACGCCAAACUGAGAUGAAUAGCUCAAAGAAAAUAUUGUGUCAAAUGGAGUUUAGAGAAAAUGUAUUCAUGCUGCAGUCGCAAAUAGGAAUUAUAAAAGGAAAGUGAAAGGCCAUAUGCAUUUAAAAAAAAAAAAAAAAAAAAAGUCUAUUUGCAGAAUAUAGAGUAGAAUAUUCACAAAGCUUUGAGACUGACACUGCCCAGUGUCACUGUAAUCUCACAUGCGAGGGAUUAUUCACUGAAGAUCAUCAAAUCUGUUCCUACUAUUCUGACCCACAUUCUCAUCGCGGUUUAUUGUGUUUGGUGGCUGGUUUUUGAAUGUGUCAUUUUUUUCAUGACCUCCAAACCCCAUGCAGCAUAAUAUCUCGAUCACUGGUGUGUUUUUGAUUUGGAAAACCAAUGGUGUGUGAUUGAAUAAUUUAUGAUUACAAGAAUGGUUAUUGUGUUCCAGAAAUAAAUUAUUUUCUUGUUUAAAAA